Heterobilharzia americana is the source of this 939-nucleotide messenger RNA. The record is from the annotation of a GenBank genome assembly. Lineage: Eukaryota; Metazoa; Platyhelminthes; Trematoda; Strigeidida; Schistosomatidae.
UGACAAUACCAAAAUUUUAAACUGACGUUGCUAACAUAUACUUUCAGCAAAAUGGAGGAAACACGCCAGGAAUUUAUUCUUAUUCCUGAAAGAGAAUAUGCAUCACUAUCUGAAAAACAAACAAAGGACUAUCUGCUCAAAUGGUUUCAUAAGUUUAAAAUGGUGUGUAAUUCUCUGUUAGGUCCAUGAAAGGUCGACUUAAAGUAGUGACAUUCACCUUCGACCACAUGUUUGUACCUUAUAAGGCCGACGAUUUCUUCUCGGUAAGCGCCUGUCAUUGGUUUUACUGCCAGUACGCUAGAGAUUCUUUAACACACCCUUAAUACAAAAAGUCCUAUCUGUUCCUUCGACCAAACUUAACGUCACCAUCAAAAGUGUUAGAUGUACUCUUACGAACAUGAAUAUUUUCCACAAGCUAUCAAACCUGACUUAUGAAUGCGGAAGAAUCAGAAAACGUAUGGAUGAAGUGUAUGAAACAAUCCUUAUAUCUGAUAAGCUAAGAGAAUGCUUGUUGCUUGAAGAUUCCGAUGAUUAUUCUAUUUUUUCAGAAAAAGAAAGAGAAGAAUUUUUGUUUCGUUUGUUCAAACACCUUUGCAUUGGAGGCGAGGUCUGUCAGCAAGAAGAUGUCAUAAAGCCAUAUAUCGAUACAGCAAGAAAAAUUUAUCGUGAUGUGAUAAGUGUGCAGAAAAAUCCUGUUUCAAAGCUUAUUGAAAUCAUCUCUUAUGUCUAUGAAGUUCAAGCACACGAUGGUGAGAAUAUGGUAUUUCCGUCAAAUGAAGAACAUGUGAAUACCUUUGCUUAUGGAAUUGUGGAUCCAUUAAAAAGGAACUUAAUUAUACUGUAUCAUACCUUUGGUUAUGGAGAACUGUCUUGAUGUAAAGAAUAACAAUGUUUAUGUUAAGUUGACUGAUGGUUGAAUAAAGUAAAUCAGCUUAUAAU